AAGCAAAGUACUUCUCUUGUGAUUUUCGUGUGGUUGGGUUGCUUAUGUAGCCUAUGUUUAUUAUCAACCCCUUCUAAUGGUGUGCAAUGUUUUAAAAUAUUGCUUUUAAAAAUGAUAGUACUUUUAUUUUGCUUGUUUUUAAAGUAUGUUGGCCUAGCCUACAUAACUUAAGGGUGUUGUCGUAAGCCGCUGACAGUUCUCACAUAGUUGCUGAAUGUAACAGAGGAAUGGUAGCAAAUGGGGAUAGAAGGGGAUUUCAGCAGGAGUCUUUAACCUACCAACCUUUCUGAACAGUGGAGGGAAAACGAUGACUAUUUGAUAUAAAAUGUCGCUGAACAAUUAUCCGAUAACUCCCUACGCACUAUGAUCGCGCAUGUUAAGGUGCCACUGCGCAGUUGCGCACUUGGAAAGGUACGGGACCUAACCCACUCCCCGACUCGACUGCAGGGGUAGAUGCUGUCACUGCAGGCGGCAUUAACUGGCGAGGUAAAGUUUUUCUCUCAUUUGCAACAAGCUGAGGCAAGUCCAGCGGUUCAGGACACGAAACCGCAUUCAGGCGCCGUCACAUCAAGAUGGACCAUUACCUGCGUUUCGUAUAACUGCGUGCCCAUGGGGAUUCCAUUUGUGUGAACGUUCCAGGCCUCCGCUACCAAGAUGAUCCCGGUGAAUGAGUUCCGGAACAUUGCCUCGGAACAAAACCCCCAGUACCGGGUCCUGAAGCCAUGGUGGGACGUGUUCUCAGAGUACCUCUGCAUCGCCAUGCUCAUGAUCGGCGUGUUCGGCUGCACCGUUCAGCUGACACAAGAGAAGAUCUCAUGUCUGCCAAACCGCAUCUUCACCAAUCACGACGGCGACGGGGAUUGCAACCACCUCCAGGAGAAACCGGCCAAUGAGAGCCUGAUGUGGGAGUACAGCAUCACCAAGGAGCUCAAGCCCAACGUGGUCGAGGUGUUCGGCAGGAAGAACGGCCUGGACAUCCACCAGUACGUCUUCGUGAACCACUACUGCUACGAGCGGGCCGUGCACUGGUACGCCAAGUUCUUCCCCUACCUCGUCGUCAUCCACUCCAUGGUCUUCAUGGUGGCUAGCAGCUUCUGGUUCAAGUUCCCGGGGACGUCCUCGAAGAUCGAGCUCUUCGUCAACAUACUGCGCAAGUGUUUCGACUCGCCCUGGACCACGCGUGCCAUCAGCGAAGUGUCCGAGGAGCGCGGCGAGGAGAAGAUGGUGAAUUUGAGAAAGGUCAGCACCACGUCGAAGAUGAUCAUAAACCCUGAUGGAUUCGCAGGGACCGAUGGGGAAAAUAUCACGUUGCUGCGAUCCGCGUCGGUGGUGUCUGGUGGUGGUGGUGAAAAGAAACUACCGGAACCUGCGGCUUCUGUCUUGGACAAGAAGGAAGGGGAGCAGGCCAAGGCUCUGUUUGAGAAAGUGAAAAAGUUUCGCACCCAUGUGGAGGAGGACGAUCUCCUCUACAAGAUGUACGUCAUUCAAACAUCCCUUAAGGUGUUAAAGUUCGUCCUCAUCAUUAUCUAUGCUGCGUCAUUGGUAUCGAAAAUUGAGAUUGUAGUGAAGUGCUCUGUGCCUCCAGAUUUGACGGGAUUCAAAACAUUUUGUUGCAACCACAACAGAGCCAAUCUUUUCUCGAAGCUGGCCUACUGCUACAUUUGUUUUGUGGGUGUGUACGGGUUGUUGUGCAUCUAUUCUCUGUAUUGGCUUUUCCACCGCCCCCUAAAGGAGUACUCGUUCGAGCAAGUCCGCCUUGAGACGGGCAUGAACGACAUCCCCGACAUGAAAAACGACUUUGCCUUCCUGCUCCACCUCAGCGACCGCUACGACCCGCUCUACGCCAAGCGCUUCGCCGUCUUCCUCUCCGAGGUCAGCGAGUGCCGACUACGCCAGGUGAACCUCAACCACGAGUGGACCACCAAGAAGCUACGCGCCCGCCUCGUCCGCAACAGCGCCCAGCGCCAGGAGCUGCACCUCUUCAUGCUUACGGGCUUGCCGGACACCGUCUUCGAGGUCCCCGAGGUCCAGUCGCUCAAGAUGGAGCUGCUCAGCAACAUCACCAUCCCCGCGACCUUGACCCAGCUCAAUGACCUCCAGGAGCUGUCGCUCAUCCACUCCUCCACCAAGCUGCAGAUGGCGGCCCUCAACCACCUGCAGGCCAACCUGAAGGUGCUGCGCGUCACCUUUGAGGGCCUGGAGCAGGUGCCCAUGUGGAUGUACACGCUCAAGGCGCUGGAGGAGCUCCACCUGAGCGGCCCGCUCAACCAGGAGGCGUCGCGCGGCGGCAGUGCUACGCUCGACACGCUGCGCGAGCUGAAGAACCUGCGCGUGCUGACCCUCCGCUGCCGCCUGACCAAGGUGCCGCCCGCCGUGGUGGACGUGGCGGCUCAGCUGCAGCGACUCUGCGUCCACAACGAGGGCGUCAAGCUGCAGGUGCUCAGCAACCUCAAGAAGCUGAGCAACCUGACCUCCCUGGAGCUGAUGGGCUGCCACCUGGAGCGCAUCCCCAGCGCCGUCUUCAGCCUCAACAGCCUGCAGGAGCUGGACCUGCGUGAGAACAAGCUGACCACGGUGGAGGAGAUCCUCAGCCUGCAGCACUGCCAGCGCCUCACCACCUUACGCCUCUGGCACAACGCCAUCGCCUACAUCCCUGAGCACGUGGGCAAGCUGCACGCGCUCGAGACGCUGGACGCCAGCUGGAACAAGAUCCGGCGGCUGCCGUCGCGCCUCUACUACUGCACCAAGCUGCGGCACCUGGACCUCUCGCACAACCAGCUGGAGGCGCUGCCCACGGAGAUCGGCAGCCUGCAGAGCCUGCAGUACCUGUCGGUGGCCUUCAACUCGCUGGAGGCGCUGCCUGAGGAGCUCUACUCCUGCAAGAGGCUCAAGUUCCUGGCGCUGGGCAACAACAGCAUCAGCUUCCUGUCCGACCGGGUGGCCAAUCUGGUCCAGCUGGUUCGACUGGAGUUAAAGGGCAACCGCUUGGAGUCUCUUCCGCCGGAGAUCGGCGACUGCCCUCUCCUGAAACUGAGCGGCUUCGUCGUGGAGCAGAGCCUUCUAGAACUCUUGCCGUCUGAGGUGCGAGAGCGAAUGGAAGAUAGUUAGGGACAGGUGUUUUUUUGUUUGUUUUUUUGACCUCUUGACCUCAGUGUCAGUGACUUCUGAGCAUAAAAACAAAGCCUGACGAAUCCCCGUUAAGACUAUGCAUGCUUUUGGCAAAUCUAUGAUAUGAAUGAAAAAUGCAAGUGCCUUGUUGCAAUCCUUUACACUGUGACUUUCAAACCACAUUCACUACCAGGGCAAUUUGUAUAUUUUUUUCCAAGCCCAAAAAUGAUCAGAUUUUACAUUCUUUACUACGUUAUUUUUUACAGAUGCUAAAGACUGUGCUGUUAUUAAAAGAGUGUUACUGUGACCACUAAUGAAUGCAAUAUUAUUAUUUUUACAGCUGUUCCAUUUCACUCAUUUAACCAGUUUAAUUUAAUCACUUUGCCUUUUAUCCUCAGUUGAAAGGGAAUAAUUGCA
Molecule: messenger RNA, 3525 nt
Organism: Engraulis encrasicolus (European anchovy)
Lineage: Eukaryota; Metazoa; Chordata; Actinopteri; Clupeiformes; Engraulidae
Product: volume-regulated anion channel subunit LRRC8C
Exons: 4
Coding region: 655-3108 (817 amino acids)
Molecular function (GO): protein binding
Source: RefSeq, a predicted model, not a curated record